UAAUAAGCAAGGUUGCUGGCAACACUGGCAUAUGACAGUUCUGGCUGCUUGGGGAAUGAUCCAGCAGACGUGCUUGGGAACUAGAGAGCAACAGACGUAUCCGUAAUAAAGUGUACAUAAUAAAACUUAUUACAUGGUGUCAGAAGUGUAAGAACUCUCGGAACCUAAAAGCAAACGGGAAAGUAUCGUCCAAUAUCCGGUAAAUCGUGGAUUUAUUGUCGUUUGCCAGCAGAACAAACGCAUAUUAAAGUCGCAUAUUGCGUGUAUCAAGAGAAGAAAAGAAGCAGCAAGAUGGCGGCAAAUUCAGCAGACCGCUUACCAAGAGCGCUGGAUUGCUCAGAUUUGGCAAAAGAAUGGCCAAAAUGGAAGCAGCAGUUUCACAUCUUUAUGAUUGCGAAUAACAAAAUCAACGAGGACGAGCGGAACAAGAUCGCGAUCUUUUUAUGGCUAGUUGGUGAUCACGGAGUUGAAAUAUACAACACAUUAUUUCCCAGCAACGGAGACAUGAAGGCAAUGUUCGGUGAAAUUGUCGAAAACAAUGCAAAAAAAGAUGAUAAAGGAGAUGCUGCUGAAAAAGAAGAAAUAGGCAGAACAUUGGAUGACGUCAUUACUGCUUUUGAUUCUUACUGUCUUCCAAGAAAAAAUUUGGCCAUCGAAGCGUUCAAAUUCAACCUCAUAGAGCAGAAUGAAAAUCAACCCUUUGCAGAGUUUGAAACGGCACUACGAAAACAAAUGGCAUUUUGCGAAUUUGAGUGUGCAAAUUGUCACGCAUCCUAUGCUGACCGAAUGCUUCGUGAUCGUAUUAUAGUCGGCAUCCAGAAUAAAACGUUGCAGCUAAAAUUGUUGGAUGCAAAAGACGAGCCGCUUCAAAACGUCGUAGAAAUGUGUAAAACGUAUGAGGCUGCAUCAAAACACAAGCAGUUAAUUCAGACCAACGAUGUACAUCACCUCAAUAGUGUAGAAAAAGAUGCUGGAAAUUGGAAAAUAGACAUAAUUCAGCGUAGUAAACUUCAUAAGGCAAGCUGCUAUAACUGUGGACAACCUUUUAACGGGAGUCAUCGUCGUUAUUGUCCUGCAAAGAAUGUGACCUGUAACAAUUGCGGAAAGCGGGGACAUUUCAUGAAAUUCUGCAAAGCUCCGAAGAUCAACAGCAACAGUGACAUCUCACGGGAACCGGUACGAACAACGCAUGAAGUGAAGCAAAGGAACGACAAAGAUGUAAACAUGAUCGCGUGGGCUGAUUCAGAGUAAACUGUAACGUAGCAACAGUGGGUUCCAAUUACAAAUGGACUAAACGAUACCUAAUUCAGGACUGGCCAGUGGAAUUUAAGCUUGAUACCGGUGCAGAUGUCAAUUGCAUUCCUGUUAGCGUGGUUACCCGUAUGAACUUACCGUUGUCGAAAGAGCGUACAUUUAAUGUUGUGGAUUAUAAUAAUAAUCGUAUAAAAAUACACGGUCAGAUUCGUCUUACUUGUGUUGACGAGGAAACCAAAAACGCAUUAUCAGCUAAUUUCUUUGUUGUAGAUGACAAUCUUCAACCAAUAUUGGGAUUACAAACAUGUAUAGCAUUUGGAUUGCUGAAACGCUUGAAUAGUAUAGAAUCAUCUCAGUCUUUUCCAUCAGACAGGAAAACGUUCAUUGAUUCAAAUGCAGAUCUAUUUGAAGGCCUGGGAAACCUUCCAGGGGAAUGCACUAUAGCGCUUAAAGAAAACUCCACUCCCUCCUUGCACUACAAAAAGCGCAUACCAAUUAGCCUGCACUCUCGUUUAAAAGAUGAGCUUAAAAAUAUGGAAUCUUUAGGGAUUAUUAGUUCGGUUGAAUACCCUACAGAUUGGGUAAACAAUAUGCAAAUUGUCGAAAAACCUAAUGGUGCUUUACGUAUUUGUCUAGAUCCGAAACCAUUGAAUGAAUGUAUCAAAAGGGAACAUUUUCUUAUCCCAAAGUCAGAAGAUCUUCUAAGUCGUAUGACAGGAAAACAAAUAUUUACCGUAUUAGAUCUUAAAAAUGGGUUUUGGCAGUUGAAACUAGAUAGAAAAAGUUCGGAUCUAACCACGUUUAUGACACCGUAUGGUAGAUUCCGUUGGAAUCGUGUGCCGUUUGGAAUAAGUAGUGCACCAGAAAUGUUCCAACAAAGAAUGGUAAAAAUAUUUGGGGAUAUUCCUGGAGUUGAAGUAUAUUUUGAUGAUCUGGCCAUUACUGGAAAGGAUUUUGAGGAACAUGACAAAACUCUAUCAAUUGUUCUUGAAAGAGCUAGACAAAAUAACAUAAAAUUUAACUCUAGCAAAACCCAAUACAGAACUGAUGAGAUCAAGUUCAUGGGUCACAUAUUAUCUGAUGGUAAAAUAAGACCAGAUCAAUCUUACAUAAAUGCAAUUGUUGAUAUGCCCCGACCAAAAAAUAAGUCAGAGGUGCUUCGUCUUCUGGGAUUGCUAAAAUAUCUAGGUAAAUUUAUCCCAAAUCUAUCCAAACGAACCGCCUUACUGCGACAACUGUCUCGCAAUGAUGUUGAAUGGUCUUGGACCGAGCAACACGAACGUGAGGUUGACGAUAUAUUAGAGACGAUUACCAAUCAACCUGUGCUAGCAAUGUUUGAUAUUGACAAGCCUAUAAUAGUUCAAACAGACAGUUCUAAAGAUGGCUUAGGGAGUGUUUUAAUGCAGAAUGGAAAGGCCAUAGCAUAUGCAUCUCGCACACUAUCCAAAAGUGAACAAAAGUGGGCACAAAUAGAAAAAGAACUCUUGGCUAUUGUUUUUGCUUGUGAACGAUUUCAUCACUUUUUAUAUGGUCACGAAUUCACUGUUCAAUCGGACCACAAGCCACUAGAAGCUCUAGUUAAACGUGAUAUUGAUGAUGUUACUCCCCGUUUGCAACGAAUGUUCCUCCAUCUAUUGAAGUAUCCAGGAAUGAUCAUAAAAUACACACCUGGUAAGGAAUUACUUAUAGCUGACUGUCUCUCACGAGCAGCACUGCCAGACAAUAAAGACUUUAGCAACGAGCUAUCGGGGAUAAUUCAUGCAAUAUCCAAUAAAGCAUGCUUAUCGACUGAUAAUUAUAAUUACUAUGUAGGUAAACUCAAUGAUGAUGAAAGAUACAAACAAAUUGUCAAUUAUGUCAAACAGGGCUGGCCGUCAUAUCAUCAACUAGAUUCAUUAGGACAAUUGUUUUAUAAGCAUCGACACUUGCUUCAUUUUGAAAAUGGAUUGUUGUUCAAAGAGCAUCGAUUGGUUGUUCCUACUCUCAUGCAACCAACUAUUUCCAAAUGGUUGCAUGCUCCUCAUCUAGGCAUAGAAAAAACUCUCGCAAGAGCCAGGUCCCAGUUUUUUUUGGCCCGGUAUGUCGAAUGACAUCACUGAACUUGUUAAAGCAUGCCAGGUUUGCGAAAAGUUUACACGUAACCAACAAAAAGAACCCCUUUUACAAGACACACCUCCUAGUUAUCCAUUUGAGAGAGUGGGUAUAGAUUUAUAUGAAUACGCAGGGAAUGACCAUAUCGUAAUUAUAGAUGCAUAUUCAGGGUAUCUUAUUUCUAAGCAGUUAAAUGAAAAAUCAAUAAGAUGUGUCCUGGAAGUCUUAGAUCGCGUGUUUUGUGAAUAUGGGUAUCCCACGCAAAUCAGGUGUGACAAUGUUCCAUUCAAUUCUACUGCAUUUGUAACGUAUAGCAAUGAUACAAAUAUUAACAUAUCAUUUUCUAGCCCAAGAAACCCUCAAAGUAACGGAUUAGCAGAAAAAGGUGUAGCUAUUGCUAAAAAUAUAAUCAAACGAUGCUAUGAAGCUGACGAUAUCAAAUAUUUUCAAUAUCGGCUUCUAGAGUAUAACACCACAACAGUAGCGACAAUGGGUCUUUCUCCAGCACAAUUAUUCUUUGGUCGCCAGCUUAAGUCUCGCUUACCCACAAAUAGUGCGUUGUUACAUCGCAAUUGCAUUGAUGAAAAACUCAUCGAAAGGAAAAUAUUUUCCAAGCGACAACAUCAAAAGAAAUUCUAUGAUCGAGCUUCAAAACCAUUGCCAGUCCUGAACAUAGGAGAUAGAGUGAAUUUCAAAAAGACAGGAAAAGAAUGGAAUAAUGGUAAAAUCGUUCGUCAGGUAAACAGUAGAUCGUACAUAGUUCAAGACAAUUUUGGAAAUCAUUUUCGACGGAAUAGAAGAUUUCUGGUGAAAACUGCAAAUAUGAUCCCAAAUAGCAAUGACAUAUUCUAUCAAAAAGAUGAGAUUCAUGUAGGUUUACCCAUAAGUAUGGCCGCAUGUCACGUUGAAAAUAGAUAUCAGCCAACUGAAAGCAUAGAAACACAAGAUACCGAGGCAUUGGAAAAUCAAUCAAACGAAACAGUUACAGGGACAGAAUCUGAUUAUGACACGUGUUGUACAGCGAGUGAUUCAGAAUCAACAUUAAAUGAAGACCUUGAAAAUAACGAAUCUCAAUCAGAUGGGUCAGUUACAGAUAACCUAUACAAAACUCGAAGUGGACGCGUCGUUCGUGCUCCAAGAAUAUUUGAUGUUUAGUUAGUAUAGAUUCAUAUUGAUAGGAUUAGACUAAGUGCAUUAGGAUAAUUAGCUUUAAUAAUAAGUUUGUAAAUAUUUGUAAAAAAAAAGAAAAAGAAA
Molecule: messenger RNA, 4599 nt
Organism: Anopheles gambiae (African malaria mosquito)
Lineage: Eukaryota; Metazoa; Arthropoda; Insecta; Diptera; Culicidae
Exons: 2
Coding region: 292-1251 (319 amino acids)
Molecular function (GO): zinc ion binding; nucleic acid binding
Source: RefSeq, a predicted model, not a curated record